Penicillium verhagenii is the source of this 1269-nucleotide messenger RNA. RefSeq lists its product as uncharacterized. Bases 1 to 1269 code for a protein of 422 amino acids. The record is from RefSeq and is a predicted model, not a curated record. NCBI's taxonomy places the organism in Eukaryota, Fungi, Ascomycota, Eurotiomycetes, Eurotiales, Aspergillaceae. Gene Ontology annotation, cellular component: plasma membrane. The transcript is spliced from 2 exons.
AUGGCAGGGCCACCGGCGGUCGAAGAAGGGGUGACACGGGUACCACCACGGUGGCAGAUCAUCACCAAGAAAAUAUUCAAAUUCAUAUUACACCAAUGGCUUCUCAUUGGAAUGGGAGUUGCCUGCGCACUAGCCUAUUGCUUCCCCAACGUCGCGAAACAUGGCGGAAUCAUUCGAUCCCAGUAUAGUGUCAUGUACGGUGUGAUCGCGAUCAUUUUCUUGAUCUCGGGACUGAGCAUCGAUCGCCGGAAGCUUUUCUUACAGUUCAUGAAUUGGAGACUGCACCUCACCGUGCAAGUGAUUUCCUUUUUGUUCAUCCCCGCUGUGGUUUUGGUGGUUGUUUAUGCUAUUCUGGCUGGCGAUCCGACCGGCAAGAUCAACCGGUCUGUGCUGGCGGGGUAUAUCUUUGUGGCUUGUAUUCCGACGACCAUCGCCUCCAAUGUGGUAAUGACUCGGUCUGCUGGCGGUGAUGAUGCGGCGGCACUGGUGGAGGUGUUGAUCGCCAAUGUUUUUGCCCCGUUUGUCACUGCUGCGUGGACGGUUGCUUUGAUUCCCAAGACUCCUGAGUUUGAUGCGUGGAGGUAUGGUGGUGGGGACAUGAGUAGCAUGUACAGAAAUGUCUUCCAGCAAUUGGGACUGAGUGUGUUGUUGCCCUUGUUCGUGGGCCAAUUGGUGCGAUGGACAUGGCCUGAUCUUGUGGCGCGGGUGUUGCAGAAGACAAAGCUGCCCAAGUUGGCUUCUGUCUGCAUGUUGUUGCUGAUCUGGACCACCUUUUCUUCUUGUUUUGCCACGGGGGCUCUCCAGGAAAUGGACACCCAAAGCAUUAUCUUCGUUGUAUUGUUCAACAUCGCCCUUUACAUCUUCCUCACAGGGAUCUGUUUCAUCGUCUCUCGACCACCUCAAAUCUUUGCUUCAAACAGAUGGUACAAAGCUGUGUUCCAACCCCUUCCACCCAAAGAGACCAUUGCAGCUUGUUUCUGUGGUCCAGCAAAGAGCACGGCGCUUGGAAUUCCACUGCUGUACGCCAUGUGGUCACCGCUGGAUUUAUACCUCAAGGCGCAAACCUCUGUGCCUGUACUGCUCUACACCACCGAGCAGAUCUGCGUGGCUCAUUUCUUCGUCCAAAUAUUUCGCAAAUGGCACUCAUACAUAGAAAAGCGAGAUGGAGAGCAGAUCGCUCGUGGCGACUCACCCGAGACUGAUAUGGUGGAAACUCCUGUAGAUGGCCGUCAUCUACCACUGAGAGUGGAGAACGACUCAAAGGCCUAG